Molecule: messenger RNA, 2552 nt
Organism: Oncorhynchus mykiss (rainbow trout)
Lineage: Eukaryota; Metazoa; Chordata; Actinopteri; Salmoniformes; Salmonidae
Source: RefSeq, a predicted model, not a curated record
CAGAUAAGGACAAGUUUUUCGAGAUAUAAAAAAUACUGUAUGCUAUUAUGGAUGAAGAAAAGGUAGGUUAAAUGACACUAAAUAUUUGGGAAUGUAACUAAGGAAAACGUCAUUUAAGAUAACAUAGGCUAUUGCAAAACAAAUGUCUAAUUCUCUCUAUUAAGUCAAUCACCAGUUUAGCUCUGAUAUGGCUGUAGCUCUAUGAUGUCCUUUGCAAGAAUCUAAUCUGACAUUGACAUGAAAUUCCUAUGUCCUUCAGGUAGUACAGAGAGAUGAUGAGGAUCCCCCGAGGGAGGGGAGGGAGGUUGUUGAGGAAGAACCAGUGGCCCAGCUCAAGAAGGAGCCCAAGAAGACAGGAAAGGCAAUGGCAAGUGAUCUAUAAAGGAUUUAAAAAACCUAUGACAAAGGAACAGCUUGCAAAAUUGUGCAAGACCAUUGUCAACUUCAUUGCACAGACCACCCUGCAGAUCCUGCUGCCGGCCCUGGCCUGCAUUCUAGGGGUGACGGGCUUUUAUGACAACGCUGACUCACUCAAGAGGGGUGGCAGUGCAAGAUCCUUCACUGCCUUUGAGUAGAAAAGACUGGAGCUCAUCCAGGAAGUUAAAUAUUUGGCGAAGUAACUGUGGCGGCAGGGCUCUCCGACCAAGGUCUAGCACACCCUCUUCCAAGAGUUCCCAGACCUCACUGAAAGUCCACCUGGGAAUGCCAGAGGACAGUAUCAUCAGCAGUGUCCAGGAGCAACUGUCAAAAUCUGACCAAAUGGUGGCUGCAGGACAGCUUUCACAAAUAGAUAAAGUGGUUGGAACUAUGCUGGAGAACAUUGAGAAGAUAAGCAGCGAAUGUGGCGAGGAAUUGGUCUAUCAAGAGUCACUGCGGUCUUCCUCCUCGUUGUCAUUCUCAACUGCCAAAUCACAGAAGACAGAGUGGGAAUUUGCACUCCCAUUCCUUCUGAGUUACCCGAGAGUACUGCUCAGCCCAUUGUAAGAUGCUCAGUCAUUGACAUGAGCGAAUCUACUAAGCCAAAAACAAUGGUGUGUGAUGCCAGAACAAGCAUGUUUGCCAUAGCCGAUACCAUCAUGAAGAAGGUAUAUCCAGAGGCAGAAGGGCAGGUUACAUCUCACCCUGAUCUAACAGAUCCAAUAGCUAGACUGGAGGAGCUCAUAUCUCAGGGUAGGAUUGGUGCUCUCUCCCGUGAUCUCAGUCACCAAGUCAACCGCAUAAUUUCCGAUAGCAACUUGACCCCUCUGGGACUGACAGUGGCGGCUGGAAAGAGUGCAUCUGAUACCAUCCUUUCGAAGCUGAAGAGGAAUGACAAGGUGGGGAAGCACACAACUUACGAGCUGGUUCAGCUGUUUGUAGAGGAGUCUGUUAAGUGCCUCCUGCUUCCUAGUUUUGUGCCCUAUUCAACUUCAAUGAGUUUGGCUCAGGGGGCCAAGGUGUUGGCUAGAGUGUCUGAAGAUAGAAUUUCUAGCUCUUCUUCUUCAUCAGUAUUUAGUGACACAGUCAGUCUCUUUACCAAAGUUAUGGUAAGCCAGGUCAUGUACUCUGUGGAUUCUGAUGCAGAAAGUAGAGGAUCCUCUCCAACUGAAUCUCUCCAAACAUCUGAAACCACUAUAUCUGAUGUAGGCAAUCUAUUGAGUGGCAAGUCCUCCCCUCGGCUGUCUCCUUCUGGCACCAUUAUGGCAACAAGCGAGACCUCCAAUGCAGCACAAAUCUUGAAGGCCAACAUUGAUGGAGAGGAAGUGGAUUCCACCAGUCAUUCUGGUGUAGCUCAAAACAUUGUCAGGGACGAUAUGUCAACCAGCCCAGACAUGGUCAAAGAUGUCACACUUCCAACCCCAUCCUCUGAUAACUUGGGCAGUGAUGAUGACGUCACCGGCCUCAUCAGCAUGUUAGUAAUGAGAAUUCUAACAGAAAUCCAAACCCCAGCAGAAGAUUACCCAGUUGACGCAAGUCACAAGACCUGAUCCCUAAAGUUAUGGAGGUCUUCUGUGCAUGGUCAGGCUGCUCUGAGACACAAGCCUAUCCAGAGAACUUGAGGAUUCAUAAAGUCUACAGAGUCGUCUAUAAAAAUCUGUUGGAGGAGUUUGGCUCGGAGAAAAUCCUCCAACAGGCCGUGUCGACUCAGGACUCUUCAUUUGAUAGGAUUCUUGUCAAGUCUUUGAGUGAAGCGCUUCUCCACAGAUGUAAUGAGGCAUUGAGGGCAGCCUCAAGAACAUCAGUCAAAACCACUGGGCCUAAGGCUCUUCCACUGGCUGAGGAUGUGAGGGCUAGCAGCGGGAAACUAUCUUUUCUACAAAGGCUGGUCAGGCUGACAAGCAACUUAAAGGUACAGCAAACGUAUUUAAAUGAACAGUUGUGAGUAAACAAUGCUAUUCAGUGUAAAAAUAUAAAACCAUCCGUUCAUUCCAAAACCAAUCAUAAAUGUUGUUGUGCUGGUGUGGUAGGUGUGAUUGUUAUCAUCAUGAGGUUGUUCAGCUGUGACAUUUUUUAAAACAUGUUUUUCUCUUUAAAUACUUAGCUAUUCAAGAAGGGGAACAAGAAGGAUUCCC